UCUCGUGGAAGUUCAAGAUCUGAUCUGCGGUUUUCGGUCUUCAUUUUUAGUCUUUUUUUCACAAAGUAUAUCUCUAACAACAGUGAUUGCCAAGCAAAAGAGAUGGAGCUCAAACCUGGUUUAUCAGCUUUGGUGACCGGCGGAGCUGCCGGAAUCGGUAAAGCUUUGAGCUUAGCUUUGGCGGAGAAAGGAGUAUUCGUGACGAUCGUAGAUUUCUCUGAAGAGAAAGGAAAGGAGGCUGUUUCUUUAGUUCAGAAAGAGAAUUCCAGAUUCCAUGAAAAUUUGGAGUUUCCUUCUGCUAUUUUUGUCAAAUGCAACGUCACUAAUCCAAGAGAUGUAACUUCAUUGUUCGAAAAGCACGUGGCAACAUAUGGAGGAUUGGAUAUUUGUAUCAACAGCGCCGGCAUUAGUAACCCAGUACCAUUUCACAAGGAUAAAACUGAUGGAACUAAGACAUGGAGGCACACCAUUAAUAUCAACCUCGUUGCACUUAUUGAUUGUACUCGCCAUGCAAUUAGAACUAUGAAAACUCUGAAAAAGUCAGGGGUGAUAAUCAAUUUAGGAUCCUUUGCUGGCCUUAUCCCAUCCGACUUGAUCCCCAUCUACUCUAGCUCAAAAGGAGGUGUUGUCAUGUUUACUAGAUCACUGGCUGGUUACAAACGCCAAGGAAUACGUGCCAAUGUUCUUUGCCCUGAUGUUGUUCGAACAGAGAUGGGAGAAAAAUUGGACCCCAAAUCUGUUUCUCUAAUGGGGGGCUUUGUGCCAAUGGAAAUGGUGGUGAAAGGUGCUUUUGAGCUUAUCACUGAUGAGAGCAAAGCUGGUGCUUGCCUAUGGGUUUCAAACCACAAAGGCUUGGAGUAUUGGCCCAAUCCAACUGAAGAAUCAAAAUACACUGCGAGUUACUCCUCAAGGAGCAACAAAAUCUCGUUCCAAGCUCCUUUAAGUUCCCAGCUUCCUCAGAAUUUCAAGAAACUUGUUGUGCAUAGCUUUAGUCACCAUUUUCGUGAUGCAACCCAUGUAAUUAGUGCACCAUUGCGACUACCUCUUGAAUCAGACCAAGUUGUUCUGAAGGUCAUUUAUGCUGGUGUAAACGCUGGUGAUGUGAAUUAUAGCGCGGGCCGGUAUUUUCAAGGAAACAAGAAAGACAUCAGCUCCCUUCUUCCAGCCGAUGCUGGGUUUGAGGCAGUGGGAAUAGUUGCUGCUGUCGGAGAUUCUGUAAGAAAUCUGAAAGUUGGAACUCCUGCUGCAAUCAUGGGUUUUGGAUGUUAUGCUGAGUUCAUGAAGGUCUCUUCAAAGCACAUACUUCCCAUUCCAAGGCCUGAUCCAGAGGUUGUUGCUUUGCUUACUUCAGGAUUAACAGCAUCAAUCGCUUUGGAAAAGGUUGGACAGAUGAAAUCUGGACAAGUUGUCCUUGUAACAGCUGCUGCUGGAGGGACUGGGCAAUUUGCAGUCCAGCUUGCAAAACUAGAAGGAAAUAAAGUUGUUGCGACUUGUGGAGGAAAAGAAAAGGCAACGCUUUUGAAAGAAUUGGGGGUCGAUCGAGUCAUAGACUAUAAAACAGAAGACGUCAAAACUGCUCUCAAGGAGUUUCCUAAAGGAGUCGACAUUGUCUAUGAAUGUGUUGGAGGGAACAUGUUUGAUUUAUGCCUUAAUGCUUUGGCUAUCCGAGGACGACUCGUUGUGAUAGGAAUGAUCUCUCAGUAUCAAGGGAAGAAUGGAUGGAUGCCAUUAAAUUACCCUGGACUUGUUGAGAAGCUUUUGGCCAAAAGCCAAACUGUGGCGGGCUUUGUCAUGACACACUAUAGCUAUUUAUGCAAAGAGCACCUAAUUAGACUAUCUCAGCUUUACUCUUCAGGAAAGCUUAAGAUAGUAUUAGACCCGAAAAGAUUUUCAGGUUUGGAUUCAGUUGCAGAUGCUGUUGAGUAUUUGCAUUCAGGAAAAAGUUCCGGCAAGGUGAGCACAAGUUCUUGAUAAAAUGAAAGCAUUCAAGCAAACUGAACUGGGCGUCUAAUGU
Hibiscus syriacus is the source of this 2014-nucleotide messenger RNA. Its product is annotated as probable quinone oxidoreductase. The record is from RefSeq and is a predicted model, not a curated record. Gene Ontology annotation, molecular function: zinc ion binding; oxidoreductase activity. The transcript has 17 exons. NCBI's taxonomy places the organism in Eukaryota, Viridiplantae, Streptophyta, Magnoliopsida, Malvales, Malvaceae. Bases 103 to 1971 code for a protein of 622 amino acids. Gene Ontology annotation, cellular component: mitochondrion.